UAUAGGUUGAAAAUGUGGUUAAAGUUCAUCACAGUCGUUUUGGUUUUCUUAUUGACAAUUUUCUCAUGUGACACGUCUUUCAUGACAAGACGGAGUGCCUUUUCUAUUAAGUACAUGAACAUAACUGAAAGGAUUUCAAGUGUUGAGAAACCUUCAGUUCGAAAUCGAAAUCCACGAAUAUCAUUUUCAAAAACAUCAGACUUAACGCCGAUAGCUUCAAAUUUAUUUCGAUGUCCUAAGAACAAAACUGAUGUCGAUUGCGCAAACAAAACUUUCGAGUUUAAAAUGAAAGUUAUUCGUGAAUUGAGUAAAAGUUUGAACAGAAGGAGCGAAGAAAAUAUCUACAAUGUAGACUAUCAGAGCGAGACUAAUCAGAAGAAGAAACUUCCUAUAUGCAUGCUUCUUAAUAGCAAAAUCAAAUUAUUGCGCAAGAAAGACCCACCAUUCAACGUAAACAAAUUAGGUCAAUUAUUUCCCAAGCACAAGCUGUUCAGAAAGAGUAAAGGCAAGUCAUGCAUCAUUGUUUCUAGUGCUGGCAGUUUAACGGGGUCAGGCUUGGGAAACUUUAUAGAUUCUCAUGAUAUCGUCAUGCGAUUUAAUCAUGCACCAACUGAAGGAUACGAAACUGAUGUUGGAAAUAAAACAUCAAUAAGAAUUGUAAACUCACAGGUUGUUAGUAAAGCUGAGUUUAACUUUCUGGAAUCAAAAUUGUUUAAAAAUAUUUCCCUUGCUGCUUGGGAUCCUGGUAAAUUUAAUGAAACUCUCGAACAGUGGCAAGCGAAGCCAGACUUUGAUCUUUUCACGAAUUACCGAAAGUUUAUGGAAUCAAACCCAAAUGCAGAUUUUCAUUUAAUUGACCCGAGAUCUCUGUGGGAUUUAUGGAAAGUUCUUCAGCACUUCUCAAAUGACUCAAUUCCAAGGAAUCCACCAUCAUCUGGUUUCAUUGGUAUAGCAAUGAUGCUCCCAAUUUGUUCUUAUCUUGAUGUUGUCGAAUACAUCCCUUCGACUAGACUCAAUGGAAAAUGUCAUUACUAUAGUGAAGAGAUAAAUGUCCGAUGUACUUUUGGCGCUUGGCAUCCACUUGCUGCUGAAAAGCUAUUUUCGCUCCAUUUAAACUCUGCUAAUGACUUUACAGUCUUUCAGCUUGGCAUUAUUCGGAUCCGACCAAACUGGGAUGAUUGUUAG
Clunio marinus is the source of this 1185-nucleotide messenger RNA. The record is from the annotation of a GenBank genome assembly. Lineage: Eukaryota; Metazoa; Arthropoda; Insecta; Diptera; Chironomidae.